Molecule: messenger RNA, 1032 nt
Organism: Syngnathoides biaculeatus (alligator pipefish)
Lineage: Eukaryota; Metazoa; Chordata; Actinopteri; Syngnathiformes; Syngnathidae
Gene: il1b
Product: interleukin 1, beta
Exons: 4
Coding region: 83-808 (241 amino acids)
Biological process (GO): immune response; cellular response to lipopolysaccharide; positive regulation of gene expression
Molecular function (GO): cytokine activity
Source: RefSeq, a predicted model, not a curated record
CACAACCACAACAACAAUACAGCUGAGUGCUCCAACCAAAGAACUACGACUAAUACUACAACUUCUACUCACCACGAAUAAGAUGGCCACAGAGACGCGAUGCCCCCUGAGCCCCAAGAUGCCCGCGGGACUAGACCUGGAGGUCUGCCAGAAUCCCCUGACCUUGAAGACAGUGGUCAACCUGGUCGUCGCCAUGGAGAGGUUCAAGGGCAGCCGUACCGAAAAGGCCCUGAGUAGAAAAUUAAGUGGGGAAAGCUUCCUCAACAUCAUGAUCGAUGACAUCAUUGAAGUGAUCCACAUGCCCGAGAGGCGAGCUCCAGUGAAUCAGUUCACCAGGACGGGCGAGUAUCAGUGCACCGUCAGCGACAGCCAGAACAAAAGUCUGGUGCUGCUCAGAGACAGCAUGGAGCUGCAAGCCGUCACGCUGCAGGGAGGAAGCAGCCACCGCAAAGUGCAACUCAACAUGUCCACCUACGUGCACCCGUCCCCAAGCAUCGAGGCCCGACCGGUGGCCCUGGGCAUCAAGGGCAGCAACCUGUACAUGUCGUGCCACCAGGAGGGCGACAGGCCCACGCUGCACCUGGAGCCGGUUGAGGACAGGCAGAGUCUGAUGGCGGUGGCCUCGGAGAGCGACAUGCUGCGCUUCCUCUUCUACAAGCGCGACUCCGGGGUCAGCCUCAGCACCCUGACGUCGGCACGCUUCCCCAACUGGUACAUCAGCACAGCGGAGGAGGAAAACAUGCCCGUGGAGAUGUGCCAGCGCACUGCCAAACGAUACCUCACCUUCCAUAUUCAGAGGCACAGCUAAGAGAUUAAGAAGAAGAAAAAAAUAUGCUCGAGAACAGCAAAAAACGAACAACAGCAUCUUUUCACAUGUUGUAGAAUGACUCAAAGAGAUGACAUGCUUUCUUUCAUACUCAUCUAUUUAUGCAAGUAUUUAUGCCAUUUAUUUAUUUAUUUAUUUAUGUAUUUAAUGGGUAUUUAUGUUUUUGCAGUUGUGUUCAUGGUGAAAUCAAAUGUGUCACGAAUAAA